UUCGACUGUUCACAUGUUAAAGAAAUAAGAAAGUUUAUUUUUUGUCUAAAACCUCACAGUUUUUUGCUUGCAUCGUGUCCAGCAUUUCAAACGACAACGUCAAAAACACGUGUUUUUGAUAAAUCAAAGCUUAAAAUAGUUUCCGUGCAACGCUUAGUUAUUCGACCGUGUAUUUUUUUUUGGCCAAAAGUGGUGAAAAAGCUAAAGCAAAUGUUGCGACACAGCCUUCGUUUCAAGCACGUAAAGUUUUUGCUUGGAUAUACUACAAUUAGAAAUCAAGCGCAAUGUGCAGGAAAAGGGGUCGUAGCUUCUGCGGUGCAACAAAACAACCUCCCUGUUAUUUCUUUCCAGAAACCAGGACCCCAUGUUUUGGAUGAUGAGUUACGGCUAAUCCCAUCUCAAGAAAUUGACAAUCCAUUAGUUGUGGAUUCUAGUUUUGAAGGUGUCACACCCCUUUUUUCUCCAAGUUUUAACUUAGCAUCCCUUGUGAAUAAAUCAGAGCUUCUCCAGCUUAUGGUUAAACUUGGUGUUUCAAUUCAUCAGUGGGAAAGGAAGACAGAUGUUCAUUCCUGGGUCAUGGCAUUAGAUUUUAAAAAAGAUGUCCAACCAAUUAUUCAGUUUUUGGUGGACCAAGGUGUUGCAUCAGACAGUUUGGGGCUUUUUUUCACAAAAAAUCCAUACAUCUUAAAAUCAAGCAUUGAGGACCUGGAAAUCCGGAUCAACUAUUUGCACUCAAAAAAAUUUAGCUCUGAAAUGAUCUCUAGAAUUUUGUCAAGAAAUCCACAUUGGCUCCUGUUCAGUCCUGAGAGAAUAGACAACAGACUAGGGUUUGUGCAACAAACUUUUCAUUUAACUGGAGAUGAACUGAGAGCAGUGGCGACAAAAGAAUCUCGUCUCAUCACCAGCAGCCUUCAGGGUAUCAAGUUAAUGAACUUUGGAUUCAAAGAAGAAAUGGGAUUUGAGGCUCAUCAAAUCAAAGAACUGCUACUUGCUAAACCAAAACUGUGGUUAAUGAACAAAUCAAUGCUAGUGGACCGUUUCGAUUAUCUCCACAACACGAUGAAGAUGGACUACGAGUCCGUGUUGAGAUUUCCCGCGGUGUUAACAUGCCGAGGGUUCCGCAUCAAGCAGCGUCAUGAAUUUUUGUGUCAUUUGAACCGUGCUCAAUACGACCCUAAAUUACCUAGGUACGUAAGUCCACUGCAAAUAAUAAGUGAUUCGGACACGUACUUUGCUGUUCACAUAGCGAGAAGUUCUAUUCAAGACUUUAACGAUUUUUGUAAAACUAUGUAAUACAAUAUUACGAAAUGUUGGUGUGUUUUAAA
Molecule: messenger RNA, 1325 nt
Organism: Daphnia magna
Lineage: Eukaryota; Metazoa; Arthropoda; Branchiopoda; Diplostraca; Daphniidae
Gene: mTerf3
Product: transcription termination factor 3, mitochondrial
Exons: 4
Coding region: 211-1293 (360 amino acids)
Biological process (GO): mitochondrial ribosome assembly; regulation of DNA-templated transcription
Cellular component (GO): mitochondrion
Molecular function (GO): double-stranded DNA binding
Source: RefSeq, a predicted model, not a curated record